AUGGCUCGCAAGUUCUUCGUCGGCGGCAACUUCAAGAUGAACGGCUCCGUGUCGUCCAUCAAGGAGAUUGUCAACAACCUGAACAAGGCCAACCUCGACUCCUCUGUUGAGGUCGUCGUCUCCCCCAGCGCCAUCCACCUGGUCCUCGUCCGCGACGCGCUCCGCCCCGAGAUUGGCGUCGCCGCCCAGAACGUCUUCGACAAGCCGAACGGUGCCUUUACCGGCGAGCUGUCCGUGUCGCAGCUCCUCGACAGCAAGGUCGACUGGGCCAUCCUGGGUCACUCGGAGCGCCGCACUGUCCUCAAGGAGGCCGACGAGCUCGUCGCCUCCAAGACCAAGUACGCCACCGAGAACGGCGUCAGCGUCAUCUGGUGCUGCGGUGAGUCCCUCGAGGAGCGCGAGGCCAACAGGACCAUUGCCGUCGUCAGCAAGCAGCUCGAAGCCCUCAAGGCCAAGGUCAGCGACUGGUCCAAGAUUGUCAUUGCCUACGAGCCCAUCUGGGCCAUUGGUACCGGCAAGGUCGCCACCACCGAGCAGGCUCAGGAGGUGCACAAGGCCAUCCGCGAGUGGCUCAAGACCAACGUCAGCGACAAGGUCGCCGAGGAGACGCGCAUCCUGUACGGCGGCAGCGUCAACGAGAAGAACUGCGCCGAGCUGGGCAAGCAGCCUGACAUUGACGGCUUCCUCGUCGGUGGUGCUUCGCUCAAGCCUGCCUUCGUCGACAUUAUCAACUCCAGCAAGCUGUAG
This is a messenger RNA of Cordyceps militaris CM01, 747 nucleotides long. RefSeq names its product triosephosphate isomerase. Gene Ontology annotation, cellular component: cytosol. The transcript is spliced from 4 exons. Bases 1 to 747 code for a protein of 248 amino acids. The record is from RefSeq and is a predicted model, not a curated record. Gene Ontology annotation, biological process: glycerol catabolic process; glycolytic process; gluconeogenesis. NCBI's taxonomy places the organism in Eukaryota, Fungi, Ascomycota, Sordariomycetes, Hypocreales, Cordycipitaceae. Gene Ontology annotation, molecular function: triose-phosphate isomerase activity.